Messenger RNA from Quercus robur (English oak), 888 nucleotides. RefSeq lists its product as uncharacterized. The transcript is spliced from 2 exons. Lineage: Eukaryota; Viridiplantae; Streptophyta; Magnoliopsida; Fagales; Fagaceae. The record is from RefSeq and is a predicted model, not a curated record. Bases 1 to 888 code for a protein of 295 amino acids.
AUGUUAGCUAUUGAUGAACUUGAAACAGGAACAGGAGCAAACCAAAUUGGGACUCUAAAACGAGCUGGAGAUUCUCGUUCGGGGUCUCAUUUUAAUUCUAUUUGUAGCCUAAUGAGGAUGUUUGGUCCAACUUGUUUGGUGCUUGAAAAUAUAAAAGAAGACGGGUCCACCUACUUGCAAUGUGGAGAUGCAAAUGUAGCUCAUAAAAUGAUUAAUUCAUUUGAGUUUAUAUUUAGUUUACAUCUAAUGAAGGAAAUCAUGGAUCUAAGUGCUCAAUAUGCUGAAGGUAGAAGUCAUAAGAAAAGGGAUCAUGUUAAAGUGGAGCAUCAUUAUCAUUUUGAUAUAUUUAAUGCUACAAUAGAUGUUCAAUUGCAAGAGCUUGACAAUAGGUUUGGUGAACAACCAAUAGAACUCUUGACACUUUGCUCUACAUUGGAUCCAAAGGAUGCUUACAAAUCCUUUAAUGUGGAUGAUAUAUGUCGUCUUGUUGAGAAAUAUUAUCCUCUUGAUUUUUCUGAGCGUGAUAGGACUGGUUUGAAAAUUCAAUUGAAGCUAUUUGAGCAUGAUGAGCAAAAUCAUUUGAAGUUUCAGAAUUUGUCAUCUAUGGCAGAAUUAUGUCGAAGGUUAGUAGAGACAGAAAAGUCAAAGGUAUAUUCUCUUAUUGAUCGAUUGAUUCGCCUUGUUUUGACUCUUCGAGUGUCCACAGCAACUGGUGAGCGAGCCUUUUUAGCUAUGAAAAUUGUUAAAACAAGACUGCGCAACAAAAUGGAGGAGUUUCUCUCAGAUAACUUAGUUGUCUACAUUGAAAAGGAAAUUGCUAAGAACUUCACUACUAACUCAAUACUUGAUGACUUUAGAUCUCUUAAAGAGCGUAGGUUACAGUUUUGA